Molecule: messenger RNA, 1275 nt
Organism: Aspergillus saccharolyticus JOP 1030-1
Lineage: Eukaryota; Fungi; Ascomycota; Eurotiomycetes; Eurotiales; Aspergillaceae
Exons: 3
Coding region: 1-1275 (424 amino acids)
Biological process (GO): mitochondrion organization
Cellular component (GO): SAM complex
Source: RefSeq, a predicted model, not a curated record
AUGGUUUUGAAACUCCAUGUCUGGGGGCCGGCGUUCUCGCUGCCAUCCAUUGACGCGCAAUGUCUGGCGACCAUUGCCUAUUUAUCUCUCACCCUGCCCAAGGACGCGUGGGUGCUCGUCGCAAGUAGCGAUCCCUCGGUGUCUCCGACCAACGAACUUCCCGCCCUCCGAAAUGGCAACACCUGGGUCUCCCACUUCCGCAACAUAGUCGACUACCUCCGCCAAUACUCCUCGGGCGACUGGGAUCUGGACGCCGAUUUGACCGGACUCGAUCGAGCGGAUAGUAUCGCAUUCACCUCCUUCCUCGACACACAAUUCCCCCCGCUCCUCGCCCUCUCUCUCUACGUCACUAGCCAGAACUACUACUCCUCCGUCCUCCCCGCCUACUCUUCGCAGAUCCUCAGCUGGCCCUCGACCUGGCUGAUCCCGCCGCAACACCGCGCCGCCGCCAAGCGUGCCUCCGACCACCUCGGCCUGUCGUCGCUGGACCUUGUCGCCCUGGAAGAGGACCGCAAGCGCGAACACUCCGCCGCCGUCGCCGCGGGCCGCCUCCCAGCCUCCCUCCCGCUCCUGAAAGCCACCACCCCUGCGACCACCUCGGGGCUUGUCCCCAGCCACCGCUUCCGCAUGGAGGCGGUCACGGCGGCGGCGUUCGAGCCGCUGGCCGCCAUGCUGCCGGCGCACAAACAGUAUCUCCUGGGCGGGGACCGGCCGACGAGCGUCGACUGCCUGCUGCUCGGGUACGGGUGCCUGGCGGCGCUCGGCGCGGAGCACCUGCAGGAGGCGUGGCUGGGCGAGGCGAUGCGCCAGAAGGCGCCGCGCGUGGUGGAGUGGGUGCGCGACAGGCAGACGGCGUGGCUCGCCAACGACGCCCUGCCAUGGCGCCCUACCGAGCGGCCGCACUGGCGGACCGUCGGCAAUACCAUCUGGAACACGGUUGCGGAGGCGACCCCCGUCUGGCGGGACUACCGCGUCAACACGCGCAUGCGCGAGGUUGCGCUGGCCCAGGAGGCAGAGCUGUCGCCCGAGGAGCGUUCCGCGCUGGCUAAGCAUGCGACCAGCUAUAAGAAGGAUGUCUGGUUGUCGGUCGCGGUGGUUGUGGGCGGCGUGGCAGCGUUGGUGGGGUACAUGGCUAAGGUGGGCUUUUUAAGUAGUACGGCUUGGGAGGAGGAGUAUGUGGAUGAGGAGGAGGAGGGAGAGGAGGAGGUGGUGAGGCCUGAGAUCCCGGAAGCGUUGAAUGCGACGGACUUUUUGGGGUCGUUGUCGUUUAGCUAG